Molecule: messenger RNA, 2010 nt
Organism: Sceloporus undulatus (fence lizard)
Lineage: Eukaryota; Metazoa; Chordata; Lepidosauria; Squamata; Phrynosomatidae
Product: O-acyltransferase like protein-like
Exons: 14
Coding region: 163-1962 (599 amino acids)
Molecular function (GO): acyltransferase activity, transferring groups other than amino-acyl groups
Source: RefSeq, a predicted model, not a curated record
UGGGAAACCCAGCAGCAAUAUUCUUGGUGGGAAUAUGGACAGACUGGGAUCAUAUACUGAAUGCAUUUCUGCUGAGGCUCCUUCUGGAAGAUUCCAAGGGCAGUACUGCAAACUCCAAGUACAGCAGUAUCAACUCAAUUUUUCUCUUAAAUCUAUUCAACAAUGGUAUUAAAGAAGCAUUAUACUUCCCAGGACAGAAUUGAUUACUAUAAUGGAAUAUGUGUCCCUAAUUCCUGCCGUGAAGAGGAAAUUACAGCACUAGCCAUGCUAGAUGUAUUUAAAUUCAAGACCAUCUCUUUUCUAUUGCCUUUCCCAUCUCUGUUUGCUCUGAAUUCAACGGUCUCAUUCACACAGGUAGCCAGAUGCACGGCAGGCCUUUUCCCCACUGAUGCGUUUGUAGCAGUUUGUUUGCUUGUUAGCAUUGUCUUCAUCAUCUUGCCACUCACUGGAACUGUUUACACUGCUGGUGGAUGGAGAAAAGUUAGGUGCAAUGAAUUGCCCUCAGAUGGUUUGCUUUCUGCAAAUUAUGGGAGCACAUCUUCAACUGAAAAAAAUACAAGAAAACCAAAAGCAGAGAGAAAACAUAGUCAUGAACACGCAUCAGAAUUGCUGGCAGUAUCUGAUGAUUCAAAGCAAAGUACCUUGGAUUUUGUCCUGACAUGUUUUUCCUUGCAAAAAAAUCUUCCAGCCCUUUGGCUGACAGAACCUUCUCGCGAAGUUUCCUUGGCUCUAAAUGGCAUCAGAACACUAAGUCUUUUGUGGAUAAUUUCUGGACAUACUAGUCAGAUGACAGCAUGGCAGAACUUAGAUAAUGAAUUAGAAUGGGAAGCUAAAGUGCCCCAAAAUCCUGUUUACAUAUAUUCUCUCAGUGGACCAUUUUAUUUAGGUGUGGAUACAUUUUUCCUCAUUAGUGGCUUGUUGAGCUCCUGGUCUUUCUUGAACUUGUUGAAUUGCUCAGGAGAAGAGAUUGGUUUUCAUGUCACACUGAAAUAUCUUUGGAACCGACUUGUCCGACUUCAGCCGCUCCAUAUGUAUUCUGUAUGUCUUUUAGUUGGAUUGUAUUCCAUUGUUCCUUGGGGACCAUUAUGGGAAUACUCAAAACUUGAGGUGGAUAACUGCAGAAGUGUGUGGUGGAGUAAUCUAUUGCUGAUCAACAAUUUCAUCAAUGGACCUGAGUCCUGUAAUGGAUGGACGUGGUAUCUUGCAAGUGAUUUCCAGUUUCAUUUCACAACACCUCUGCUGGUCUUUUUCUCUACCAAAAAGAAACACUGGCUUAUCAUCCUAGGGACCUUUCUGUUCCUGGCAACUUUUACAGUUACCGCCCUUCUGUCAUCAAUCUAUAGACUUCCUGUUGCAAAUCCACAUGAUAUGAGGAAAACAUCUACUGUGAUGUAUUUCAUGGGGUAUUAUUCAAAACCUUAUUGCCGAUAUGGCCCAUUUCUAGUUGGCAUCCUUCUAGGCCUCUUCAUCCACCAUCAGCAAACACCAAUUCUAAGAACCAAGAUGCAGGCUUUCGUGGGGUGGCUUUGUGCAAUGUUUACCAUGUUCACAGUAGUUGUGUUGGCCUAUACACUAGAUGACACCUCCAACGAUUAUUCGCCUGCUAUUGCUAUAUACCAAGCCAUUCACAGGACUAUUUGGGCAGCUGCUGUGGGAUGGAUCAUUUUUGUGUGCAAAGAAGGCUAUGGAGGUUUCAUUGAUAAGAUGCUUUCAUGGGGCAUUUGGACUGUGGUUGCAAAGAUCAGCUACGCCUGCUAUUUGGUGCACCCAAUGUUAAUUCUACUGUAUAACGGACUUCAAGAAACCUUCACACAUUAUUCAGACAUCAAUAUGUUCUAUCUUUUCAUUGGGCAUUGCCUGACAACAUUUGUGGUUGCAUUGGCAUUGACAGUGAUGGUUGAGAUGCCCCUUCAAAAGUUAAAGCGAUCUUUGGCUUGCAAGCAUCAAGAGGAUCAGUUGUAAAGGACCAAGUGCAACAUCGUUGAAGCAAAAUAAAAUCUGUUCUUAUGA